CACUUAUCCGACCUCCGCUUGCAUUGCUCUCCGCCGACAUUCGAGACAAAGAUCAAACCCUAUCCAGUCCUUAUCCACCGCGAACUCAACGGAGGUAUUCCGAUUUUCACCCCGGCGAACAGCUAUUUUCUUCUCUUGUGUGUGUGGAUGGUGGCGAAGAUUUGUUGAUUCUGACAACCGUCAUAACCGAAGGCAAGUGAGAGCACUGAGCGGCCGCGAAGCAAAUGGCUUUGACUUCGAUAUUCAAGCCACCACCUUAUGUGCACCGUAACUGCAGUCUUAUAUCCCUCUGUUCUUUGCCGGUGGUCUCAUCAUUUGGUUUCCGGGGAAAGGCGUCGUUGCUUAAUGUUCGUGUGAGUGCACAAAGGACGGACUCUGAAGGUGGUAGAAUUGGGAGCCAGGAGCCUUUUGGCGCCGAAUUGCCGAGUAUUUUGGCGAGGAAGGAUACCGGUGGAAUUUCGGAGGAAGAAGAUGAGGUUCGUGAAGAAAGAAGCCAAAGUUUCAACAAAAGGGAAGAAGAGGAGUGGGCUGAUUGCGAGGACCAGAUUUUACAGGAUACAGUGCCUCUCGUUGGCUUCGUUAGAAUGAUUCUUCAUUCUGAUAAAUAUGCAAGUGGAGAUAGGCUAAUUGCAGAGGAUGAGAAGAUAAUUCUAGAUAGGUUGCUUCCAUAUCAUCCACAGUUUGAAAAGAAGAUUGGUUGUGGAAUCGAUUUUAUCACAGUUGGAUAUCAUCCAGAUUUUGAAGAUUCAAGAUGUUUGUUCAUAGUUCGAAAAGAUGGAGAAUUGGUAGACUUUUCAUAUUGGAAAUGCAUUAAGGGCCUGAUUCGGAAAAAUUAUCCACUAUAUGCUGACAGAUUCCUUCUCAGACAUUUCCGCAGACGGAGACGGUGAAUGAGGGUAAUAUUCUGAACUUUUUACCAUUCAUAUGCCAUUUUUAUGAACUUAAAUAAGAUAGCGGCCCUUCCCUAUGAACCAUUUACCUAGAACAUUAUAAAUACUCCCCAUAACAGGGUGUGUACAAGUACUCUAGGCGUUUAUAAUUUACCUAGGGUAAUAUUCUCUCUUCCGCAUUUAUCCUUUACUUCCCCGUGAACCAUUUACCUGCAGAAGCACUACCCUGUAUCUUCUACCCUUGCUGAUUAGAACUACAGCUCCCACACUUCCUCUGCUUGGGUGUCUGUAUUGUUAUGUGUUUUCAGACUUGAAAAUUUCUCCAUCAACUGGAACUGAAGGAAUAAAGAAUUGUUGCGUUGCUCAUUUUGCAAUCUAAUGUGCUUUCAAAUUGUAUUUUGUUCCACCCCUUUCAGAGUUAUGUGCUCAUUUCAUGCGUAAAUCUUCUUUCAUAUAUUGAGAUGCAACUUUUGUUUGUCUGCCUUUUAUGGGGAUGGGAUGGUGUUUGUAAGUUGUGGAUACCAAAUAAAGCUAACAAGUGUAG
Molecule: messenger RNA, 1434 nt
Organism: Rubroshorea leprosula
Lineage: Eukaryota; Viridiplantae; Streptophyta; Magnoliopsida; Malvales; Dipterocarpaceae
Source: the annotation of a GenBank genome assembly